This is a messenger RNA of Rhipicephalus microplus (southern cattle tick), 3630 nucleotides long. Its product is annotated as LIM/homeobox protein Lhx1. Lineage: Eukaryota; Metazoa; Arthropoda; Arachnida; Ixodida; Ixodidae. Gene Ontology annotation, cellular component: nucleus. Gene Ontology annotation, molecular function: RNA polymerase II transcription regulatory region sequence-specific DNA binding; zinc ion binding; DNA-binding transcription factor activity, RNA polymerase II-specific. Gene Ontology annotation, biological process: neuron differentiation; regulation of transcription by RNA polymerase II. The record is from RefSeq and is a predicted model, not a curated record.
UCCGCGUUGCGCGCACGGUGCCUGGUCCGGUGGAGGGAAAAGCACGCCGCGAACACGCACAAGCGCGGCGGCUGUAGUCGGUGAGCGCGCUCUGCUGCUUUUCCGUUCAGUCGACGCGUGCUUUCCGGCUGCGUGCGCGGCUGCUGUUCGGAGAGCGUUCGUCCGCGUAGUGCGCUCCUCUUGAUUCUUCACCGGGUGCGCGUCCGGGCGCAGUGCGGCGUUCACCGUGACUCGCCGGCGGGGGCGGGCGGCGGGCGCUGGGCCCGCGGCGGCCGCCAUGAAGAUGGUGCAGUGCGCGGGCUGCGACCGCCCCAUCCUGGACAGGUUCCUGCUCAACGUACUGGACCGAUCGUGGCACACCAAGUGCGUCCAGUGCUGCGAUUGCCGCUGCAACCUCACCGAUAAGUGCUUCUCCAGGGAUGGCAAGCUCUUCUGUCGGAAUGACUUCUUCAAGCGCUUCGGCACCAAGUGCGCGGGCUGUUCACUGGGCAUCUCGCCGACGGACCUGGUUCGACGCGCGCGGAGCAAGGUGUUCCACCUGAAGUGCUUCACCUGCCUGGUGUGUCGCAAGCAGCUCUCGACGGGCGAGGAGCUGUACGUGCUGGACGAGCACCGCUUUGUGUGCAAGGAGGACUACCUCGCCAGGCACCAGCCGCCUCCGCCUCAACAGCCGCCGCCCGCCGGUUACGUUGGCUACUGCGGCGGCGUCGCCUCGAGUCCCGAAAAGGGGCUGAAGCCGCAGUUUCCUGCCUGGGGUCCUCCACUCAGGCCUUGUCACAUACCUCCCCCUUACGCAAUGCUGGGUCCCUCGGGCUCCCCGGGCGACGCGACACUCGACCUGGACGACCCGUCAGACGGUGGCGGCGGUGACGCCGACCUCUUGCUACGCGACCAGGACAGGGACUCGAGCGUGGAGCGUGAGCUGACGCCCGGCGGCGGGGCGGCGUCGCCCUCGGCCUGCGGCGGUGGGGCCAAGGGCAACGCCUCGUCGGUAGCCAACGGUCCCAAGACGGAGCCUGGAGGCGGUGGGGGUUCGGGUCCCGAGGGCGGGCCGGCGACGGGAGACGAGGCCCAGGGGGGCACCAAGAGGCGAGGACCGCGCACCACCAUCAAGGCCAAGCAGCUGGAGACGCUCAAGGCGGCCUUCGCAGCCACGCCCAAACCGACGCGCCACAUCAGGGAGCAGCUGGCGCAAGAGACAGGACUCAACAUGCGCGUCAUCCAGGUGUGGUUCCAGAACCGGCGCUCCAAGGAGCGUCGCAUGAAGCAGCUGAGCACCCUGGGUGCCCGUCGCCACUUCUUCCGCAGCCCGAGGCGCGUGAUGCGCUCCCUGCGGCCCGGCAUGUCGCCGGACGGGCUCGACGACUCGCCCGAGAUGGGACCCGGACCUCCGAGCUCGGCGUUCGGCUACUUCUCCGAUUCGUCGAACCCGGCCGACUUCGGCUACGGUCCCCAGGCGGGCUUCUACGACUUCUUUCCGGGUCAGCAACCUCCUCCCCCUCCUCCUCCGCCGGGACCCGACGGCAUGCCCUUCCCUCCCACGGGAUCAGGACCCCAGGGUCAGGGCUCAGGGGGGCCCCUAGACUCGCACUCCGGACCAGGGAGCGUAAACCUGGGUUCGGACGCGCCCUACCUGCAGCCUCCGCCGUCGUCGCAGCCGCGCGGCGGACCCAGCCCCGACGCCGUGCUCAGCCUGCAGGGGGGCGAGCCCUACGGGGCGCCCUCGCGCGCCGACAGCGGCUUCGCCCCGCUCAACCACCCGCCAAUCAGCGAAACGCCCGUCUGGUGACGUCACCUUGCGCAGCACCGCCCAUCCCCCUGAGAGAAACCCAGGGAGAGAGAGUGCCUCUCUCUCAAAGCCGCCACUACCACGCGUGCGUCGCAAGAAAAGGUGACGGUGGCGCUAUCUGGCGCGCAGCACGGAACGAAAGCUGAGAAGCCGAGUGAACGGCGCCGAUGGUUGGGCAACAGCGGGAAAUAUAAUACGCGGACUCUAAGGAACUAUCGUGUAUUUCUUUUUUUUUUUUUUGCUCAUGUUUUCCACAAUUUCUAUGGCGUGUUCGUCAUUUUUUUUCUUGUUUCUCUCGCUCUUCGAGGCUUAAGGCGUGGAAGGAAAUGCUUUCCCCAACCGCGGGUUCAAGACGAGCCUCGAGCGAGGGCAGCUUUGGAAUAUGAGCAAAGCCACAAUGCUGAACUUUCAUAGCCACGUAAUUUUUUUUUCCAUCUUUUUCGAGCAAAUGAGAAACAAGCGGAGAUGACGGGUUGUGAGGUAAGAACUGUUCGCGGUUGGAACCCCUUUGGAGGCCGGAACGGAAUCAGACGUUCACCACCACACCAAGGGAAGCAAAUCGGGCGCAGCCCGCGAGAGUGACCGUGCACGACACUGCAGCGCACAGACUGACCCGGUACCUCGUUUUCGGCCAUUGACAGACAAGCGAGCGGCUGCUCCUCAACCCUUCUCUUCUUUCCGCGGGCAUCGCUCCUCCUCCUCCAGAAUUCGAUCUCUGCCCUCAAGCGGCGGCGGUGUCGGCGACAGUUCAUCGCGGAAGAUGGCGAAAGGCGCCGACGCUGCCUCGACGAAAACGACCUUGCGUGUGUGCGCGUGUGCUUGAGCUCGGCGGCGUGGAUCCACUCCCCUCCUCUCCUUAUCAAAUUUUCGGAGACAGCCCCUCUCCUUCCUCCUCUCCCGUCUAGGGAGUGGCCCCGGAAUGUGCGCCCUUUGGACGAAAACAAGCUGCUGGCCUGCCUUGCCUAGCCCGCCUGCCGCGCUGUCUUUUCUCAUCUUCCACCCCCCCCCCCCCCCCCCUUCUAUCUUUGGCUCUCACUCCACGCAAAGACGAUGUGGCAGCCGGAGAAAAGAAGCCACGAGCCCAGCUGACGGCAACUUUUAAAUACAACUAAUUCUAAUGUCGAAACUAUUUGUCGAGCUUAAUAGUCGACUCAAGUGUGAAUCCAAUGUAGAAUCGAACAGCCAACAUCGCGCGCCACCUGUCGUCCACUGAUGCAAAUUCACUUGUCGCAGCGAAGUCACGUAGUUUUGUCUUGUUUUUCUAUUGGUUGACGGCCACUGUUAUAGCAACUAGGCACGAGCGUACGGCCUUUAUUAGCGGCUACAUUUCGGUAUGGAGCAAACGCAAAAACGUCCGUGUUUACCCAAACUAGGGCGCUCUUUGCAAAGCCCCACGUAGUCAAAAUUAAUAUACGUGCACUUGGGCAUUCCUCGUAAUCCUAUCGCUGUUUGGCGGAGCUCAAAAAUUUUAUUUCAUUUUCUUUUGUGGCAUCGGACGGUGUAUAUACUGUCGACUGGGCUCGCUGGAGAAUUUUGGUAUGAAUAUUUCGCGAGUGCACUACACACCACCUCAACCGAGUCGAUAGAGAGAAUUAAGGCCGCAGUCUUUGUGCAACGGACAGUGCGUGACACAUAAUGGCCGGCGAAAGAAGGAACAGCGGAUCAAAAGCAAGCAACAAAUCACACCGAGGAGUGCUGUGCGGGGGCGCUACAAUCGUCAGUUGUGCCGCUGCUUUGCCGGUGAAAGAAAAAAAUCAACUCUGGUGUUCCUCACAUCAUUCUUUGUGUACAUAAGAGCGACUAAAAAGAGGGUGAAAAAAAAAGAACUCAUGGAAAAAAAA